AUGGAAGGUGUAAGAUUUGUGCUUUGGAGAUUUGGGUUUCUGGUUUUGAUAUUGUUCCUUGAUGUCUCCACUGCUACACUUUCUCCUACUGGUGUUAACUAUGAAGUGACGGCUUUGGUGGCUAUAAAGAAUGAAUUGAAUGAUCCAAACAAUGUUCUUGAGAAUUGGGAUGUGAAUUCAGUUGAUCCAUGUAGCUGGAGAAUGAUCACUUGCACUGAUGGUUAUGUUUCUACACUAGGACUUCCAAGUCAAAGCUUGUCUGGUACAUUGUCCCCUAGAAUCGGAAACCUCACCUAUCUACAGUCUGUGUCGUUGCAAAACAAUGCAAUCUCUGGUCCAAUUCCUGAUACGAUUGGGAGGUUGGAGAAGCUUCAGAUGCUCGAUCUUUCCAACAAUUCAUUCACCGGAGAGAUCCCAACCUCGCUUGGAGAACUCAAGAACUUGAAUUACUUGCGGUUAAACAAUAACAGUCUUUUAGGAACUUGCCCUGAGUCUCUAUCCAAGAUCCAAGGACUCACUCUAAUCGACGUUUCGUAUAACAAUCUUAGCGGUUCGCUGCCAAAAGUGUCUGCAAGAACUUUCAAGGUGAUCGGAAACACGUUAAUCUGUGGCCCUAAAUCUGUUGCAAACUGUUCUGCUGUCUUCCCUGAGCCUCUCACGCUUCCACAAGAUGUUCCAUCAGAUGACUCAGGAACUCAUACCACUGGCCAUCACGUAGCUCUUGCGUUCGCUGCAAGCUUCAGCGCAGCGUUCUUUGUCAUCUUCACAAGCGGAAUGUUUCUUUGGUGGAGAUAUCGCCGCAACAAGCAAAUCUUUUUCGACGUUAAUGAACAAUAUGAUCCAGAGGUGAGUCUAGGUCAUUUGAAGAGGUACACAUUCAAAGAGCUAAGAUCAGCGACGAACCAUUUCAACUCCAAGAACAUCCUCGGAAGAGGCGGAUACGGGAUUGUGUACAAAGGUCACUUAGGAGAUGGAUCUUUGGUGGCUGUGAAACGUCUCAAAGACUGUAACAUUGCAGGAGGAGAAGUCCAGUUCCAGACGGAAGUAGAGACGAUAAGUCUGGCUCUUCACCGGAAUCUCCUCAGGCUUCGUGGCUUCUGUAGUAGCAACAACGAGAGGAUCUUGGUCUACCCUUACAUGCCAAAUGGAAGCGUUGCUUCACGCUUAAAAGAUUAUAUCAAAGGAGAGCCAGCGUUAGACUGGUCGAGAAGGAAGAAGAUUGCGGUUGGGACAGCGAGAGGAUUAGUGUAUCUUCAUGAGCAGUGUGACCCGAAGAUCAUUCACCGAGAUGUGAAAGCGGCGAACAUUCUUCUGGAUGAGGACUUUGAGGCUGUUGUUGGGGAUUUUGGGUUAGCCAAGCUUCUUGAUCAUAGAGACUCGCAUGUCACAACCGCGGUGCGUGGAACGGUAGGUCAUAUUGCGCCUGAGUACUUGUCCACUGGUCAGUCCUCGGAGAAGACUGAUGUGUUUGGGUUUGGUAUACUUCUUCUUGAGCUCAUUACUGGUCAGAAAGCUCUUGACUUUGGCAGAUCCUCACACCAGAAAGGUGUUAUGCUUGAUUGGGUGAAGAAGCUGCAUCAAGAAGGGAAGCUAAAGCAAUUAAUAGACAAAGAUCUAAGUGACAAGUUCGAUAGAGUGGAGCUCGAAGAAAUCGUUCAAGUGGCGCUUCUCUGCACUCAGUUUAAUCCAUCUUAUCGACCUAAAAUGUCUGAAGUCAUGAAGAUGCUUGAAGGCGACGGCUUGGCUGAGAGAUGGGAAGCUUCACAGAACGGUGCGGCAGAGUCUCUGCCACCGCCGUUGCCGUCGGGGAUGGUGAGUUCUUCGCCGCGGAUGAGAUAUUACUCCGAUUAUAUCCAAGAGUCUUCUCUUGUCGUCGAAGCCAUUGAGCUCUCUGGUCCUCGAUGA
This is a messenger RNA of Microthlaspi erraticum, 1905 nucleotides long. The record is from the annotation of a GenBank genome assembly. NCBI's taxonomy places the organism in Eukaryota, Viridiplantae, Streptophyta, Magnoliopsida, Brassicales, Brassicaceae.